AUGGGGAACCACGGCUCCAACCUGGAUGAUAUCUUGGCGGAAGACAUGCACCACUGGUACAACAAGUUCAUGAGGGAGUCUCCGUCGGGUCUGAUCACGUUGUUUGAGCUCAAGGCCAUCCUGGGUCUGCAGGGCAUGUCUGAGGAUGCCAACAGCUAUGUGGACCAAGUCUUCUUCACUUUUGACAUGGACGGGGAUGGUUAUAUCGACUUUGUGGAGUACAUCGCAGCCAUUAGUUUAAUGUUGAAAGGAGAAAUAAAUCAGAAGCUGAAGUGGUACUUCAAGCUCUUUGACCAAGAUGGAAACGGAAAAAUUGACAAAGAAGAAUUGGAAACAAUAUUCACCGCCAUACAGGACAUCACCCGAGUGUACGAAACUCCUCCAGAAGAGAUUGUGUCCCUCAUUUUCCAAAAGAUCGAUGUUAACGGAGAAGGUGAGUUGACACUAGAGGAGUUCAUCACUGGAGCAAAGAAUCAUCCAGAUAUCAUGGAGAUGCUAAAGAAAAUGAUGGAUCUGACCCCAGUGCUAGUAAUCAUUGUCAAUGGCAGGCGGAAAAGCGUGUGA
Conger conger (European conger) is the source of this 564-nucleotide messenger RNA. It is a transcript of the gene guca1d, whose product is annotated as guanylate cyclase activator 1d. NCBI's taxonomy places the organism in Eukaryota, Metazoa, Chordata, Actinopteri, Anguilliformes, Congridae. The transcript is spliced from 4 exons. The coding region runs from base 1 to 564 and encodes 187 amino acids. Gene Ontology annotation, molecular function: calcium ion binding; calcium sensitive guanylate cyclase activator activity. The record is from RefSeq and is a predicted model, not a curated record.